GAACAAAAAAGAAGUAAAAAGGGGAAGGGGUACCCGAAGAAAGAGAAAGAAUAGUGAAGAACCUCCGACGGAUACUCCAUCUUCUUCUUCUUAUUGGAUCAAAGAUUAUCAAAGCUGUUUAAAAGCAUUUUGCGUUUGCAUAUAGAUGGAGGAACAAUCGUUCUUUGACAAAAUGAUGAUUAAUCUCCGUUCCACCUGCAAGUAUUAUACUGGAUAUCCUAAGGAUCUUGGGCCAUCGACGGUUAUCCAUUUCACUUCAGAGCGUGAAUUUAUUCAUGUGUUACAUCAAGGUCACCCCGUGAUUGUCGCAUUCACCAUCAAGAGUAACUAUACCAAACAUCUUGAUAAAGUAUUGGAGGAAGCCGCCGCUGAAUUUUAUCCUCAAAUUAAAUUUAUGCGCGUUGAGUGCCCAAAAUAUAUCGGAUUCUGUAUGACACGACAAAAAAAGGAUUAUCCAUUUAUAGAAAUGUUUCACAGCCCUGAACAAACAAAUAAUCAAGGAAGGGCGGGUGAUCCAAAUGUGAUAAAAUACGCUGUGAAAGUUUUACCUUAUAACUAUGAUGUCAGCGCGUACGGGUUUAGAGAGUUCUUUAAACGCCACAACAUACAAUCGUCCAGUAACAAGUAAAUUGACAGGCGCUCCAGUUGGUAUUCUGGGAUCUUUACCAUAUGCAUAAGUACACAGAGUAGAAAUACUUCACUAGCUCUCAUAAAUUGACUUUUGGAUUGGUCAAAAGGUUUGUAGAAGUCCAGUAAAAGUCUUGUUUCGGGUCAACAGCCAAUUGGUGCAGGUCGGGUUUUAGAUUCGUGUUUGCUGAGUAUGUCGGAUGGUUCAGAAAGUUUGUAGUUUGGACCCAUACAUUAUUACUCUUUAUGUUUCAUUCACAACGCUUGUUGAUGGUGGUCUCUCCCACUUUCGCACCGUCGUUCUUCAGUGCAAUGUCACAUUGAAGAAGAAGAAUACAUGUUAGCUCCACAAUAUAACUUUUUGUGAUGUGCAUAUGUUUGAAAAUCAGA
This is a messenger RNA of Helianthus annuus (common sunflower), 1017 nucleotides long. RefSeq lists its product as uncharacterized. The coding region runs from base 146 to 628 and encodes 160 amino acids. Lineage: Eukaryota; Viridiplantae; Streptophyta; Magnoliopsida; Asterales; Asteraceae. The transcript has 7 exons. The record is from RefSeq and is a predicted model, not a curated record.